Argiope bruennichi is the source of this 1323-nucleotide messenger RNA. RefSeq names its product twinfilin-2-like (gene twf). NCBI's taxonomy places the organism in Eukaryota, Metazoa, Arthropoda, Arachnida, Araneae, Araneidae. Gene Ontology annotation, cellular component: actin filament; myofibril; cytoplasm. Gene Ontology annotation, biological process: positive regulation of neuron projection development; regulation of lamellipodium assembly; actin filament depolymerization. Gene Ontology annotation, molecular function: actin monomer binding; actin filament binding. Bases 77 to 1108 code for a protein of 343 amino acids. The transcript has 10 exons. The record is from RefSeq and is a predicted model, not a curated record.
UCUUGUAGUAGAGGUGGUAUCCGUUUUGAUUUUGUCGCUUGCUAUUUACUCUGGUGUUCAGCAUCGCGAGGCAGAGAUGUCCCAUCAAACUGGAAUACAAGGAAGUGCUGAAUUAAAAGAAUUUUUCAGCAAGUGUAAAGAUGGUACAAUUCGAGCCUUUAAAGUUGCUAUCAAAGAUGAAGAGUUAGUUCUGGAGAAAAGCUGUGAAAGUAAAGGAACAUGGGAACAAGAUUAUGACAAACUGGUUUUGCCUCUAUUGGAACAUCAGCAACCUUGUUAUGUAUUUUAUCGUUUAGAUAGUCAAAAUGAAUCUGGUUACGAGUGGUUGUUUAUCAGUUGGUCUCCUGAUAAUUCAGUGGUAAGGCAGAAAAUGUUGUAUGCGUCAACGAAAGCAACACUUAAAAAAGAAUUCGGAGGUGGUCAGAUUAAGGAUGAACUCUUUGGAACACAACGGGAAGAUGUUAAUUUGAAAGGCUAUAAAAAGCAUGUAGAAAGUGAAAAAGCUCCUCAGCCUUUUAGUUCAUCAGAAGUCAUUUUGCAACAAAUAAAAAAGGAUGAAGCUGCAGGAGGUAUUGAUGCCAAGCAUCAAACAAUGCAAGGCGUGUCCUUCCCCGUGUCGGAUGAUCUCAUUAAUGCUUUUUGCGAUUUAAAAGACUAUCGUAUAACUUAUGUACAAAUGAGUAUUGAUAUGGAAAAAGAAGAGAUCAAUCUAGAAGAAAGAUUAAAUAUUGAUGCCAAUUCUCUGCCUGAGAAGAUCCCAUCUGAUCAUGCCAGAUAUCAUUUAUUUUGUCUACCUCACUCAUACGAAGGAGAUCAAUUAAACAGUAUUGUUUUUAUUUAUUCUGUUCCUGGUUACAAUUGUUCUGUCAAGGAAAGAAUGCUUUAUUCGAGUUGUAAGGCUCCUCUUCUAAAUGUGAUAGAGAACAGAAUAGGUAUAGAGCUUGCCAAAAAGAUUGAAAUAGAUGACGCACAAGAACUUACUGAAGAAUUUUUAUUAGAUCAGAUCCAUCCAAAGCAGAAUAUUUUUAAGCAAAAGUUUUCAAAGCCCAAAGGCCCAGCUAAUCGUGGAGCUAGACGUUUGCUGAAAACGCAGAAUGAUGAAAAUUGAAGGGGAUGGUAGUUGAACUACUAGAUAACUUUGAUUUCAUGAAUACUCUUCAAAAUACUCUUUUAUAAAUUUUUAUUUAUACUCAAUGCGAUUUUUAUGAAGACAUGUAAAAUUGUUUUGUAAUUUUUCAUGAUUAAAGACAGUAUUGUUUCCGAUUAAUAAUCUUUGACUCUUUAAAAAAAUACUGUAUUGAAUUGAUUGAAAAUUGUUUUGUU